AUGUUUAGUAAURUGAUCGUUUUGUUUUUCUGUUUUCAGUCUAAUCGUUUGAAAAAUGAAAUUAAAGCCGGCACAGUGUGUAUAAUGACUCUUGAGCUGUUGACAAAACAAAAUCAAUUAUUGUCGCAAAACAAAGUCGGCGAAAUAAAAUGUUGGCUGAUAGAUGGUGUAGAACUCAAGCUCCAUCAUACAUUAUCAACCCAAAUGAUUGGCUUUUGUAAAUUGGCUUUGCACAAAACAAACAUGUUAUUGUGCAAAGGAGAUAAGUCUACGAUGUGUUGUUACUCCACCGACACUUAUGAUAAAAUUGCUGUUUAUAAUCCACACCAAGAUGACAAUUUGGGAGAUUUAAUGGUAGUAAAAUCAAUCGGUAAUUAUGUGUUUUGUGGUUAUGAAGCCAAUACAGUCGUUGUAUGGCAGGAAGAUGUAAUCGUUAAUCAGUAUAGCUUUCCCGAACUUGAAUGUUUAAUGGCUCUGGAUGUGGAUCAUAAUGUAAAGAAAGGUAUUUGUGCUGGUAGUUCAAAUGUGAUUAACACAUUUCAUAUUGCAGAUGGUAAUCUAAGUUUGGAUAAAAACAUUAAGAUCACAAAUCCUGGUGUUAAUGUUUUGCUGCUGAGGCCUGACGAUAAAAUAGUCGCUGCUGCUUGCUGGGAUCUAACUGURAGAUUAUUUUCUUGGAAGACUAUGAAGCUGUUAGCUGUUUUGGAUUCCCAUUCAACUGGGGUUAUGAGUAUUGAAUAUUCUGAAUCAUCAGUGACAUUUUGGAAAGCCAGGUACAUGCUGGCUGUUGCAAAUAAAGAUAAUAAAAUCACUCUUUGGGAUGUCUACAAUGGAAAGGAUAACAAUUAAUGMUUAUUAUAUUGCAUGUCAAAGUGAUGACAAUUUUGUGGUCAACCGAAGAACKGWAGAUUAUCAAAAYAAACUGCAUUCUCAAUAGGCAACAGAAUGUUGACAAUUUAGAAAAUUGAAAAAUGAAACAACACGAUUGUACAUUUUAAUACCAAUCGAKGGCCGAGGAGUGCUAAUGUAUUUUUAUAUUAUGAACUAAUGAAAACAAUUUUAAAGUGAUUUCUUUUAACAAUAUAAACUAGGUUUGAUUUGAGAUUCACAUUAUAUAUUUAUAUUAACAGCUAAGAAAUCAGAAGAAAUUAAUAUCAGAAAUGUAUUUCAUUAUUUAGAACAUGAAUAAAUGAGUUAAUGAAAGCUGGUUCCUUUAAUUCAAGUUUUUCAUGGAUAAAUCAA
Diuraphis noxia (Russian wheat aphid) is the source of this 1242-nucleotide messenger RNA. RefSeq names its product guanine nucleotide-binding protein subunit beta-like protein 1. NCBI's taxonomy places the organism in Eukaryota, Metazoa, Arthropoda, Insecta, Hemiptera, Aphididae. Gene Ontology annotation, molecular function: protein binding. The record is from RefSeq and is a predicted model, not a curated record.